Arabidopsis arenosa is the source of this 964-nucleotide messenger RNA. The record is from the annotation of a GenBank genome assembly. Lineage: Eukaryota; Viridiplantae; Streptophyta; Magnoliopsida; Brassicales; Brassicaceae.
ACUUUCCCUCUCUGAGUUAGGGUUUUUGAUUCGACGUUUCUCUUUUGUUUCGAUUUUGUCUCUGUAUCGAUUUUCUCGCCGCGAAUUUCGAUAGGUUCUUCACCAAACGAUUCGGUCUUGUUUCUCCAUUGUUGUUUGCUUCUCUAUCGAUAUGGCUGGUAAAGGCGGGAAAGGGCUUAUAGCUGCGAAGACGACGGCGGCAGCUGCUAACAAAGACAGUGGUAAGAAGAAAUCCAUCUCUCGCUCUUCUCGCGCCGGUAUUCAGGUAUCCCUCAAACCCUAGCUUCCUUCUCUUUUUGCGUUGUUGAGAAUCGAGUGGCUCUGAGUUUGAAUUUGCUUUAGGGUUUUUGAUUUAUGUUCAUUUGUGAUUUGGGAACUAGAUUUGGACUUUGUUCUAUGUUUAAUGCAUUAUUGGGAAAUUGUUGCCUCUCUAGUUUCUGGAAAUAUGUUUUGCUCUGUGUUUCUGUUACAAAGUAACAAUGGCUGAUACACACAAACUUGGUUUCUUUGUAUGCACUCUUUGUAGCUGCGUACGUUGGAAAACAGUGCUAUCUAUCUAGAUUCAAAAGUAACUUUUAUACAAUGGAAUGCUUCUGUUUUGUAACUAAUUAGUGUACUACCAAUUGUGUGUGUGUGUGUUUGUUUUCUCUUCAUCUUUCUUUUCUGGGAAUCUAAUCCAGUCAUUGUUCUGUAAUUGUCAUUAGUUUACUUUUGGGAUUCUUCCUUGUUAAAGCCGAAUUGUAGAUAUCACUAGUGAAUCCCUACAAGUCUAUGUUUCUUAUACGGCUUUAUUGCUGCAGUGUCUUUUACUAUGAUAAUCACUUGAUAUGUUGUAAUACCUAUAAGAUGUAACAAGCAAAUAAAAGAACUGUGUGGUUAGUUUAAGUGUCUUCUGUACUCAUUGGAUUUUGUGUAAUUGGUUAUCAUACAUUGUGUUUCCCCUAUAUAAAUGGUUGCAGUUUGA